CCCCCCUCCUCCUCAUUCUCCCCGGGGUGGCAUGUUCCUCCCUUCGAGACCUCCCCGGCCGAGGGAUAGGUUCCUGCUCUCCGCGCGCUCCCCCCUCCUCACCGAGGACGGGGCGCUGCCCAACUUCCCCAAAGUCGGGUAUACAUGGGCUCAAACUGCGCUUGGCGCUCUCCCCAUGGGGCGGUGUCCCUCUCCAUGUCCCGCUUGUAAAAACCCUCCACAAGCAAGAGACACCCAUUGGCCGGGACACCUCCCUCCCUGACGAGGGCGGAGACGCUCGCCUCGCGCGCAUUCCCCUCCUCUCAAGUUCCCCCUCCCCCUUCCCGCCUCUUUGCCUGGAAAGCCAGCUAUCCUCCCGUGCUGCUGUUGCCUCCUCUAACACCCCUCCCCCCCCUUUGCUUCACUAUGACCCACAUCCCCUUCACCAUUCCCUCAUCAUCCUCUGCCUCCCUGCCUUCCUCUCUCUCUCUCUUCCAGUUUCCCCCCAGUCUCCCCCCCAUCAACGCAAUCAUGGCUGAUAUCAGGCGAAAGCUGGUCAUCGUUGGCGAUGGUGCCUGCGGUAAGACUUGUCUUCUGAUCAUGUUCUCCAAGAAGCAGUUCCCCGAGAUUUACGUGCCCACCGUCUUCGAGAACUACGUUGCCGACGUCACUGUUGACGGCAAGCGCGUUGAGCUCGCCCUCUGGGAUACCGCCGGCCAGGAGGACUACGAUCGUCUGCGUCCCCUUUCCUACCCCGACUCCCAUGUCAUCCUCGUCUGCUUCGCCAUCAACAACCCCGACUCGCUCGAGAACGUCCAGGAGAAGUGGAUUUCCGAGAUCCAGCACUUCUGCAAUGGUCUCCCCGUCAUCCUGGUCGGUCUGAAGAAGGAUCUCCGUGACGACCCGGACACCAUCACCGAGCUGGCCCGCAACAAGCAGGCCCCCAUCACCACCGAGCAGGGCCGCGCUGUUGCCAGCACCCUGAACCAGGUCAGCGAGUACCUUGAGUGCAGUGCCAAGACCGGGGAGGGUGUCAACGAGGUCUUCGAGUCGGCCACCCGCGCCGCCCUCCAGACCCGCACCCGCAGGCGCACCAACCGCUGCCUGCUCUUCUAGGCAGAUAGAGUGAGCCAUAUGCGCGCCUCUCUUCCUCUCUCCCCUCCUCCUCCUCCUCCUCCUUUCUCCCCUCCUUCCUCUCGCGUGGCGUCUCCCCCUUCCCGUGUGUGCGUGUGUGCCUGAGUGUCUACUCUGGUUGCCACUUCGCCACCCUCCCCCCUCCUCUCGCAUGUCUCCCUCCCCCCUUCUCCAAGAGAGACAGCUGGGACCAUGGGCGGGGCUGUGAGGGGCGGGGGGAGCGGGGGAGCGGGGCCUCAUCAAGGCGGCCGCGCUGAGGGGGAGGGGGAGUAAAGACACCGGCGAAGGGGGAGGGGGCGCGGCCGGCCGCGCGUCGUGCGCUGUGUGUUGUGCAUAUAUGCAGCACGACGCACGCCUCUUCAUCCACCAGACAGCUCACACACACACAUACGCGGCGCGUGUGGCUUUGAGUCUUCCGCCGCCUUGGCGCGUCUUGCUCCGCCAUCCCCUCCUCUCCCCCUCCUCCCUCUCCGUCGCUCAGUUCCCUCUCCCCCCCCCUCUCUCUCUCUCUCCUUUCAUCUACUUCACACCAUGCAUGCUUCACGCUCUUCACCCCAUGUGUUUGUGUGUGUAUGUGUUCUCGCAUGCGUGCGUGUGUCUGUAUGUCUGUGUGCCUAUGUGCAUGUGUGCGUGUGUGCGCGCGCGUGUGUGUAU
This is a messenger RNA of Fonticula alba, 1767 nucleotides long. Its product is annotated as rho family, other. Gene Ontology annotation, biological process: small GTPase-mediated signal transduction. The record is from RefSeq and is a predicted model, not a curated record. The coding region runs from base 406 to 1095 and encodes 229 amino acids. Lineage: Eukaryota; Rotosphaerida; Fonticulaceae. The transcript is spliced from 6 exons. Gene Ontology annotation, molecular function: GTPase activity; GTP binding.